AGGCUUGCUGCAGUCGUAGGCCCAACGCGAUCUGCCGAGCAUCACAUCUCAUGGAGGAGGAGCAGGCCAUGGAGCUCGAGGCGCUCGAGGCGAUCUUCAUGGACGAUUUCAAGCUCCUCGACGGCGCUGAUCCGCCCGGCUUUGAGCUGACGCUCGUGCCGGAGGCCGGCGGCGACGAGAACCACGUUUCGGUGGUCCUGCACGUCCGGUUCCCUCCAGCCUACCCCGAGUCGGCGGCGCCGCUGCUGUCGGUCCGUGGCGUGCUCGGGCUGAACGACGAGCAGGUGGGCGAGUGCGAGGCGAUGCUGCGCGCCGCCGCGGCGUCGGACGAGCUGGCCGGCAGCGCGAUGGUCUACUCCCUCGCCGAGCAGGCGCAGGGCUGGCUGCGCGACCGGAACGAGCCGGAGGUGGACAUGCACACGGCGAUGCUCGCGCGGCAGCAGGCGAGCGCGGCGGCGUGCGGGGGAGGCGAGGCGGAGUGCUUGGCGGACGCGCCGAGCGGCGGCGCCAGCGGCCGACGCAAGGGCCCCGAGGGCGUGGGAGAGGGGUCGUGGCGUGCGGACCCGGCCGCCGCGGCCCUGGGUGGCGCGUUUACGCCGGUGACGCCAGAGUCUUUUGCGGCGUGGAGAGCGGAGUACGACGCGGAGCAGAAGGAGCGGGCGCUCGAGCGCGCCGCCGCGCUCUCGAAGCGACGCGGCGGCGGCGGCGGCGGCGGCGGCGGCGGCGGCGGCGGAGGAGCGGUCGGUCAGACGGGGCGGCAGCUGUUUGAGUCCAAGGGCGCGGUGUUGGUGGCGGAGGACGCCGGCGACCUGGGCGAGGGGGAGGAGGACGUGAUGGCGGCGCGGCGCGAGGGCAGCGACGGCGCGGCCUCCGAGCAGGAGGGCGAGGGCGAGGGCGAGCUCGAGGCGACGCUGCUCGAGGCGGUGGGCGACGCGAACCUGUUUGACGACGACGACCUCGACGACCUCCCCGACGACUGACAGGCCGCGGGCGGGGCGCAGCCGUCCCUUCCCGGCGGUGGGCUCUGAGCUCUCUCUCUCUCCCUGUCGUUGCCGUCCUUUGGAGUUUUAUUUCCGACGACCGGAGAGAGCAGAGAGACCGAGAGAGAGCGGCGAGAGAGAGAGAUAGGUAUGAGAGAUAGAGUUGACCUGUUGUUGGCCUCAUAUCGAUUUAUGAC
Molecule: messenger RNA, 1177 nt
Organism: Emiliania huxleyi CCMP1516
Lineage: Eukaryota; Haptophyta; Isochrysidales; Noelaerhabdaceae
Exons: 2
Coding region: 51-980 (309 amino acids)
Biological process (GO): cytoplasmic translation
Molecular function (GO): protein binding
Source: RefSeq, a predicted model, not a curated record